AUGGAUGAGUUGGCCAGAUGUAUACCAUCGCAAUCACUUUCAAAUGGUACCAGUAGUAACAGUACCAGUGAUCAGCAAACUAUCCAGAAUGGUUUCGCAAUCGACCAUGCAGCUCCACUGGACGGAUCAUGCUUCGACAACGUGGCCGCCAAAAGGGUAUCCAAAGAAUUUCAACAUUCGCAAAUUUUGGGUUCCAAAGCCAGACAGUGGCAAGAGAGAGGCUAG
Messenger RNA from Gongylonema pulchrum, 225 nucleotides. The record is from the annotation of a GenBank genome assembly. Lineage: Eukaryota; Metazoa; Nematoda; Chromadorea; Rhabditida; Gongylonematidae.